AUGGCCGGCGCCGCCGCGCUCCGGCGAUCCGCUCGCCGAAUUUCCCGGCACCUCGCCGCUGCCCCCGCGUUCUGCCGCAGUGCGCUCCAGCAGCCCGAGCGCCUCCUGUCGUCGCAGGCGUCGCCGGAGCACGGCGCGCGCGUCGCGGUGUCCGGGUCGGAGCUGGCGCUGUACCCGCCGGAGCGGGUCCGGAACUUCUCGAUCAUCGCGCACGUCGACCACGGCAAGUCGACGCUGGCCGACCGGCUGCUGGAGCUCACCGGCACCAUCCAGAAGGGACAUGGGCAGCCCCAGUACCUCGACAAGCUGCAAGUUGAGAGAGAAAGGGGGAUUACGGUCAAAGCACAAACAGCAACCAUGUUCUACAGGCACAUUACUGCAUCUCAGGACUCAGAUACGCCAAGAUAUUUGCUUAAUCUGAUUGAUACGCCAGGCCAUGUGGAUUUCAGCUAUGAGGUAUCCAGGUCCCUUGCAGCUUGCCAGGGCGCUCUUUUAGUAGUUGACGCAGCACAAGGAGUACAAGCUCAAACAAUAGCAAACUUUUACCUUGCAUUCGAAUCAAAUUUGAGCAUCAUUCCUGUGAUUAACAAGAUUGAUCAGCCGACUGCUGAUCCAGAUAAUGUAAAGGAUCAAUUGAAGAGGUUAUUUGACAUUGAUCCAAGUGAAGCUCUGCUUACUUCUGCCAAGACUGGUAAAGGCCUUGAACAGGUAUUGCCUGCUGUUAUUGAACGCAUACCUUCCCCACCCGGGAAAUGUGAUGCACCUGUACGGAUGUUGCUUUUGGAUUCCUACUAUGAUGAAUACAAAGGAGUGAUUUGCCAUGUUGCUGUUGUUGAUGGUGCUCUGCGUAAAGGUGAUAAGAUUGCUUCGGCUGCAACUGGCCGUGCAUAUGAAGUUCUUGACCUCGGCAUUAUGCACCCUGAGCUUACACCUACUGGAGUUCUCUACACUGGACAAGUUGGAUAUGUUAUUAGUGGAAUGCGUUCAACUAAAGAAGCACGCAUUGGUGAUACCCUUCACCAGGCAAAGAGAACUGUCGAGCCACUUCCUGCUCUUAGCCAUGCGAUUGAGAAACUAACAUGUAAUGAUGCCAGUGUCUCUGUUACAAAGGAGACAAGCAAUGCACUUGGCAUGGGAUUCAGAUGUGGCUUCCUAGGAUUGCUACACAUGGAUGUAUUCCAUCAACGGCUUGAGCAAGAAUAUGGAGCUCAAGUCAUAUCGACCAUACCAACAGUACCUUAUAUUUUUGAAUAUGGUGAUGGAAGCAAGGUGCAAGUUGAGAACCCUGCUGCUUUGGCUUCGAAUCCUAGAAAGCGUGUAGCAGCCUGUUGGGAGCCCACAGUUAUUGCAACAAUCAUUAUCCCUAGUGAGUAUGUUGGGCCUGUCAUUAUGCUUUGUUCAGAAAGAAGGGGCGAACAGCUAGAAUAUACAUUUAUCGAUGCCCAAAGGGCUCUGUUGAAGUACCGGUUACCAUUGAAGGAGAUAAUUGUGGACUUCUACAAUGAGUUGAAGGGCAUUACGUCUGGCUAUGCUACUUUUGACUAUGAAGAUUCUGAAUAUCAACAAUCUGAGCUAGUUAAGAUGGACAUCCUUCUUAAUGGUCAACCUGUUGAUGCUAUGGCAACUAUAGUGCAUAACCAGAAGGCUCAGCGGGUUGGAAAGGAAUUAGUGGAGAAGCUCAAGAAAUUUAUAGAAAGGCAAAUGUUUGAGAUCACAAUACAAGCAGCAAUUGGUUCAAAGGUUAUUGCAAGGGAAACCCUGUCAGCAAUGAGGAAGAAUGUUCUGGCCAAGUGCUAUGGUGGUGAUAUUACUCGGAAGAAGAAGUUGCUAGAGAAGCAAAAGGAAGGCAAAAAGCGCAUGAAACGUGUGGGAUCUGUCGACAUUCCUCAGGAAGCAUUUCAUGAGCUACUGAAGGUCUCCAAUUCAAAAUAG
Miscanthus lutarioriparius is the source of this 1932-nucleotide messenger RNA. The record is from the annotation of a GenBank genome assembly. NCBI's taxonomy places the organism in Eukaryota, Viridiplantae, Streptophyta, Magnoliopsida, Poales, Poaceae.